UUUAUCUAGUGACAGGCUUUGUUCACCUAUCUUGUUCGUGAACUACUGAUACAGUCUACUACACGGCUAGCCAGGCUGCAUACCCGCUCACUCUUCAACCCGCAGUUCAAUCGUGCAAGUAUUAGCCAGACGAGAUUCUACUUGACUGACAAAGAAAGGAAAAUUUGACUACUGUUGACGAUCCUAAAUUCCUCAAAAAGGCCAUGCCUAAACCCACUAAACUUCCCAAGCAUGUUAUGUCGUCGCUGCGAAAAGCACCUCCGGCUGUUUUGCCACUUCCAUCAGAAAAACUUCUAUCUCCGUGCAACCGUGCUCUUGAGUCCCUUGAGACUCUCAUCAAUACUCUUCCUGAUAGCAUUUCCAUUAUCACCGACAAUGCUUCCCCCAUAACUCGCUGGAUAAAAUAUUUCCUCCGUGUUGCCGCCAUGUCUAUUGAUCAAAAUGUUUACUCAAAUCUAUUCGACAAUCUAGCACUUUCGCUCAAAGCAAUCUUCCAAUUACUCGUCUGUCUUUUGGAUUCUGAAUCCCAACCUGAAAAUGCACUGUUCGUUUCGGGGAUCAAAGAAACUCGCUCUAUAACCGAAUAUGCCCAGAUUUUUGCCUCUCUCUGGUUUUUUUGCUUGACAAAAGCAGAUAAUGAUAUCUUUCGUGAUGCGCAUCUGACACAAAGGUCACUUAUUGCUCCUUUGGGUGAGGAGUUCCACGGUAAAUUUGUGUCCGCUCUUCCUCUGGAAACCAUCCCCACUUGUCUUUCGAAUCUUACUCGAGUUCUCGCGUCGUCCCCGACCCAGACCAUAUAUGAUCUGGGCGUAGAUCUGUACUAUGUCAAUGACCUUACACAAUAUGUCUGCCUAAUCGCAUCCGACUUCAUGGGUAAACACGCACCGGUAGCUCGGAAUACGGCAAUUAUACCUUUGAUCUCAGCCCUCAAAUUCCUUGAGUACCCUUCUUCAUCGCACCCCUCAAAGGUGUCGAAACUAGAAGCGAGAAUGAAGAAAGCUUAUCUGGAGAGUAUCAAGUGGUGUUUGAUCGCAAUUGCAGACACCCUUGAUGGAGAUUCGGCAGGCGCAUAUGCACAAGCCCAUGAGUAUUGGUCUAAUGUACAUGACAGCCUCAUAGAUCUGCCGGUCGCAAUGCUGGAGAAGAUGAAUCGAUUUUCGAUACAUCGCUCAGUUGGCAGAGGUAUCGUGAAAGGAGUGGAGGAGGUUUUGAAGGAAGGAAUCGAUGUACCCCGUGAGCUCGGCAUGCGUGAUCAUUGGGUAAAACUGCAGAGGCUUGCAGAAAGUGGUGUAUUCAAAGAAAGAGAGAAGGUUUUUAAGGAUUCAUUGAAAGCUUAUUCCUUGUGCAGAAAUGGAAAGUGUCCAAAGAAAAGAAUGGACAUACCAAUGCUCUGUUCGGGAUGCCAGCUAGCUUGUUACUGUUCCGCAAAGUGCCAGAAAGCUCAUUGGCCGGAGCAUAAAGAAUCUUGUCGGUCUACAAGUAAAGUCCUCAAAGAUUCCACCCGAUCUCUUGCCUCCGCGACCAUCAUUGACCAAGAAUAUUUUGGUGCAGUCAUCGAACAAGACAGUGUUCUUCUGAGCGUUGAACUCAAAGAAGCAUUGAAUGCAUAUCUUUCUGCAAACCCUGAGCUCUUGCCAACUUUCGAACAACUGACGGUAGAACUUAAAUAUGAUCAGACGCCACCGUCGAUAAACAUCAGAAGAAGGAAUGAAAGCGAUCAUACGUGCAUAGGUGGUGAAGGAGGCAAAUCUUUGAGAAAUGCUCCGUACAUCUUGAAGGGUAUCAUACCAGUGGGGAGUAUGUAUAGAGACAUGGAGAUGGUAUUUCAAAUGCAUUUUGAAUUUCCGCGAGGGAGAGCUAUGUAACGAAAACAUUCAGGACCACGCAUUUCCUGAAAACUAUUCAUUUUUUUUCGCAAGAAAUCGCAACGAAACCUCUUGUGUGUGCUUAAACUUCAUUGAAUACUAUACACUCUAUGUAUGUAGAUGAUAUUUCGUUGGUGUAACCGAUCAUGUAUGCUUUCGGAAACGAGUUGUAUAUUCGUCCGUUCGACGUUUUUGAGAGGGAACACAUUUUCCCGUCGGAAAUCAGAAGAGAUAGAUAGAUAGAUAGAUAGAGAGUUUGAAUAAUCGAUGUUCGAAAAUAUGUUUAAAGUCGGGUGGGAAAAAAGCGACUGUACGGCUUAUCAGCCCAAGAGGUGAGGGAGAUUCAGAUCGGGUACACGAUUCUCA
Lentinula edodes (shiitake mushroom) is the source of this 2231-nucleotide messenger RNA. RefSeq lists its product as uncharacterized. The transcript is spliced from 6 exons. The record is from RefSeq and is a predicted model, not a curated record. Lineage: Eukaryota; Fungi; Basidiomycota; Agaricomycetes; Agaricales; Omphalotaceae. The coding region runs from base 204 to 1865 and encodes 553 amino acids.